UGCGCGCGUCUCUCUUUUCCCCCUCCUCGCCUCCAUUCCGGCUCCUACUGCCCCCCUCCCCACCCCGCACACACACACACACACACACACACACACACUCUCUCCAAUCUUGGCCGUUCGCCCGCCUUCGGCGAGAGGAGAAGCAGAAGCCCCUCCCCUACCGGCGUGAGGUUUUGUUCUUUCCCCCUCCGGCCGCGUGCGCGGUGAUCCCACCUCGCAGACUUCCGACCAGUAACCCCUCCUCUCUUCCCCCCCCCCUCCCGCACCCGCGUCCCCGGUCCGGUCUCCCUUCCCUUCUUCUCUGUUCGGUUUCCGGCUAACGGUCUCCCCUCGGAUCUCGGCGGAACUAAGCAGCGCCGGCUCGGCGGAGCCAGGCCUGCGCCAGGGGGGAAAGCGAUGUCAGGUGGAGACUCGGCGGCCGCCGCGGCCUCUCCUCAGCCGUUGCCCUUCUCGCUGCCCAAGCCUCCCCCCCUGAUGCAGCUCAACCCCGGCGAAGGCGUGCGCCCUGUGGGAGCUCCCGGGCCGGAACAGUCGCCGAAAAGCGCCCGUAUGGGAGGCCGGCCGGACUGGCCUGCCGGGAAGCCCGUCAGUCUUCUGGCACCUCUCCUUCCUCCGCGCGGGGAACCCGAACCGCUCCUUCCCUUCGGGCCGUCCUCUCGCCAGCCUCUCCGCGGGAGGCUCCUCGGCAGGGGCGGCGGCGGCGGUAACAGUGCGGGCAGCGGGAGCCUCCUCAACCCUGCGAUGAGGCUGGGCGGCGGCGGGGGAGGAACCGGCGGCGGCGGCAUGGGCCGAGAUGCUGUUAUGAUGGGACAUCCAGGCAUGCCUCACUAUCCACCCAUGGGAAUGCAUCCUAUGGGCCAAAGGCCCCCCAACAUGCCUCCAGUAUCUCAUGGGAUGAUGCCUCAAAUGAUGCCUCCAAUGGGAGGACCACAAAUGGGACAGAUGCCUGGAAUGAUGCAGUCAGUGAUGCCCGGAAUGAUGGCACCUCAUAUGUCUCAUGGCCCCAUGCAGCCAACAGGACCGCCAGGAGUGAACAGCAUGGAUUCGCAAAUUGGUUUAGCUCCCCCUGGGACUCAGCCUACACCUCCAGUUUGUGCGGUGCAACAAGCCACUCCAACCAAUAACUCUACUAAUGAAGAGCCCUCAAAACAGAAAUCUACGUGGUCAGAGCAUAAGUCACCAGAUGGGAGGACAUACUAUUACAAUACUGAGACCAAACAGUCUACCUGGGAGAAGCCAGAUGAUCUUAAAACCCCUGCAGAGCAAUUGUUGUCAAAAUGCCCAUGGAAAGAAUACAAAUCUGAUUCUGGAAAGCCUUAUUACUACAACUCUCAAACAAAGGAAUCCCGUUGGGCAAAACCCAAAGAACUUGAAGAUCUUGAAGCAAUGAUUAAAGCAGAAGAAAGCAGCAAAUCCGAAGAAUCUGCUCCAGUUUCAUCUGCUGCGGUUGCACCAGGAAUUCCAGUUGCUGCUGCCAGUGUUCCUGACAUACCAGUACCUGUACCGUCAGCCCCUGUUGCUCCUGCUGUGGCCUCAGCUCCAGAAUCAGAGCCUUCCGCUGUGGCUCCAAUUAUAGAAAAUGAUGCUGGAAUAGCUCCUUCAACAGAUGAGCAGGUACAGCCAGUGGCUCCUUCUGUUGUACAAGAACAGAGCAUGGAAGUUAUCACAAACUCUGUGGAAGAAACGCCAAAGCAAGAAUCCUUGGAUGUUGUACUCAAAAAGGAAGAAGAGGAAGCCCAACCGGUUAAAAAAACUUAUACUUGGAAUACGAAAGAAGAAGCCAAGCAAGCAUUUAAAGAACUAUUGAAAGAAAAGCGUGUGCCAUCCAAUGCCUUUUGGGAACAAGCCAUGAAAAUGAUCAUUAAUGAUCCAAGAUAUAGCGCUUUGGCAAAAUUAAGUGAGAAGAAGCAAGCCUUUAAUGCUUACAAAGUCCAGACAGAGAAAGAAGAAAAAGAAGAAACAAGAUUAAAAUACAAAGAAGCAAAAGAAUCUUUUCAGCGUUUCCUUGAAAAUCAUGAAAAAAUGACAUCAACAACCAGAUACAAAAAAGCUGAACAAAUGUUUGGAGAGCUGGAAGUCUGGAAUGCAAUUUCUGAACGUGAUCGCCUUGAAAUUUAUGAAGAUGUUCUAUUCUUCCUGUCAAAAAAAGAAAAGGAACAAGCCAAACAGCUAAGGAAGAGGAACUGGGAGGCAUUAAAAAACAUUCUGGACAAUAUGGCUAAUGUCACUUACUCUACUACAUGGUCAGAGGCUCAGCAGUAUCUGAUGGACAAUCCUACAUUCGCAGAAGACGAAGAACUUCAGAAUAUGGAUAAGGAGGAUGCAUUGAUCUGUUUUGAAGAACACAUAAGAGCACUGGAAAAAGAGGAAGAAGAGGAGAAGCAGAAAGGCUUACUCAGAGAAAGGCGACGACAGCGAAAAAACAGAGAAUCUUUUCAGAUAUUUUUGGAUGAGUUGCAUGAACAUGGUCAACUGCACUCAAUGUCAUCCUGGAUGGAGUUAUAUCCAACUAUUAGUUCUGAUAUUAGGUUUACUAAUAUGCUUGGUCAACCUGGUUCAACAGCACUGGAUCUUUUCAAGUUUUAUGUUGAAGAUUUAAAAGCCCGCUACCAUGACGAAAAGAAGAUAAUCAAAGAUAUUUUAAAGGAUAAAGGAUUUGUAGUUGAAGUGACUACUCCUUUUGAAGACUUUGUAACGGUCAUCAGUUCCACUAAAAGAGCUACUACAUUAGAUGCUGGAAAUAUCAAACUGGCUUUCAAUAGUUUGUUAGAAAAAGCAGAAGCCCGUGAACGUGAGAGAGAGAAAGAAGAAGCUCGCAAAAUGAAACGAAAAGAGUCUGCUUUUAAAAGCAUGUUAAAACAAGCAACACCUCCCAUUGAAUUGGAUGCAGUCUGGGAAGAUAUUCGGGAGAGAUUUGUAAAAGAGCCAGCAUUUGAAGACAUCACUUUAGAAUCAGAGAGAAAACGAAUAUUUAAGGAUUUCAUUUAUUUACUGGAGCAUGAAUGUCAGCAUCAUCAUUCAAAGAACAAGAAGCACUCUAAAAAAUCAAAGAAGCAUCAUAGAAAGAGGUCUCGCUCUCGUUCGGGCUCAGAAUCCGAAGAUGACGAUAGCCAUUCAAAGAAAAAGAGGCAACGUUCAGACUCACGCUCAGUUUCUGAACGCUCCUCCAGUGCAGAAUCUGAGAGAAGCUACAAGAAGUCAAAGAAACACAAAAAGAAAAGCAAAAAGAGGAGACACAAGUCUGAUUCCCCGGAAUCGGAUGCAGAUCGAGAAAGAGAGAAAAAAGAGAGAGAAAACGAAAAAGAAAGAAGUAGACAAAGAUCUGAAUCUAAGCAUAAAUCGCCACCUAAGAAGAGACCUAACAAAGAUUCUCACAAUCCUGCAACCAACAGCGUUCGAUUACAAGAAACAUCAGAAGAAGCAGAUCAGAUUCGGGGUAAUUGGGAUACCUCUGGUAGUGAAUUAAGUGAAGGUGAACUUGAAAAACAAAGGAGGACCCUCUUGGAACAACUGGAUGAAGAUCAAUAAGAAAUAUUUAUACCAAAUAUGUUUACAAAUUUGAUUUAAUAAAGAUAUAGAUGACUAAUUUCAGGAAAUGGAUUCCAAUGUUCUGAGUUACAGUGGCAUAAUUGUGGCUCUUCGGUUCCCUUCCAUAACUAAAUAUUUGACACAGGUAGCAGUUUGGCAAAGACGGUGAAUAUUCAGGAUUCAACCUGAAGUCCUAUUUCUUAUCAUCUAGAUAGCCUGUAUAUAUCCCCCCCCCCCCCAUGUACCGUUCCAAUUCUUAAGACAGCACAUUAGGAUGAGCAGAAAAGCUUUUUUAAAAAAAAAAAUCUUUAAAAUAGUGGCUUGGAAAAAUAUUUAAGCCUUUCAGGCCUCUCAUCUCUAAAAUGGCUCACACUCAAAAGUCAUUAAAUUCUUUUCCUUGUCAAAGAAGCUCCAAGCGCAGGUGCACCUGCCCCUCCUGAAAAGAAGCUUGGUUAUUUUCUUGCCGUUCCAAUUGGGUUGGGUGGUUACUCCUUUUCAAAGAGAGGAAAGGAAGAGGGAAGAUGCUUUUUUUCUUGUUUUGAUUUAUGGUAAUCCAGGAACCGGUGUUAGGUUUUUGAGAGUUACCCUUCUGGCCAAAUUGAUGAUGGUGAUUUCUAUUGAACACUGACCGUAGGUUGAAAUGUAUACAAGAGCUUUACUCAGAGCUUAAUUUUUAGUGUUAAGUUUUAAAACUGUGAAAACUAGACGAUUGGUGGAAAUCCUAUUAGGCCCUUAAUUAUAAAUCUGGUAAAAUAUACUUACAAAAUAUCAUAGCUAUCGCUUUUAUUAGAGGAGCAAAAUCUGGAAUAUUUAAAACAAUUGGUAGAGGGCAUUGUUUCAGCAAAUCACAAAAUCAGACUGUAAAUUAAUUGCAAUAUGUUGCCUUAAGGACUUUCCGAAGAAUGUACCACCAAAUUUUGAAAAGCAGUUGCAAUACUCUUGUUUAGAAAAUCAAUGUUGAUGUAAUAUUUUUCUUUUUAAGAUAUGUUGAUCGGAUGUUUAAAACUUGUUUUCCUUUCAUUCUGUUCUCUUCCUUUGUACUAAAUAACUUCUAUCUGACGUUGAUUUGAUGAAGUACUAUCUACCUAUUCAUUCAGGAGUAUUGACUACUGUGGUACAGACUAAAAUCUUUCUGAUUUGAAUAUUUUUGUACAUUUUUAUCACUUAUUAAACCUUGUCUUCUAGUG
Molecule: messenger RNA, 4715 nt
Organism: Pantherophis guttatus
Lineage: Eukaryota; Metazoa; Chordata; Lepidosauria; Squamata; Colubridae
Gene: PRPF40A
Product: pre-mRNA processing factor 40A
Biological process (GO): mRNA cis splicing, via spliceosome
Cellular component (GO): U1 snRNP; U2-type prespliceosome
Molecular function (GO): protein binding; RNA binding
Source: RefSeq, a predicted model, not a curated record